Molecule: messenger RNA, 1440 nt
Organism: Diaporthe amygdali
Lineage: Eukaryota; Fungi; Ascomycota; Sordariomycetes; Diaporthales; Diaporthaceae
Exons: 2
Coding region: 1-1440 (479 amino acids)
Molecular function (GO): metallopeptidase activity
Source: RefSeq, a predicted model, not a curated record
AUGGUAAAUACUCCGCCUUUCUUCUCGAUCCUCACUGUCCGACCUUCACUCCCAACCCUCGAGCUUGAAUCCGCCGAAGAACCGGACGCUGCCAGCUCCAUUAGCAGCGAGUCUCAAUACUUUGACGCCGCUGAGUCCAUUUUCAGCCAUGAUGAGUCGGAGAUCACCAAGCCAACCGAGAUCACAACUGUUGAUGACCGCGACGACGUUAGCAGAUCUCUGUCCCCCUUCCACGCGCCCCGUUGCACGAACCAGGACCAAGACAUAGACAAGCUCUUCUUACAAGACAAAACAACUACUGGGCCGGCACAAGCGGUCCAUGGUACCUGUAUCAGUGACCUCAGUGAUGGCGAGGCCGACGAUGCUACACCAGGUGUGACGUGGACAGGUACAGACAAGGAUCUGCCUGCCAUCAAGCUUGACCGAAGCCGCGGGCCGGGCCGCCACAACUACAAGGUUGGGUCCAGAGAGGAAAAUGAAAGUGAUAUCCAAUUUGACAGGGCCUCAACUUUGAAUAUCAACGUCCCAUGGAAGCAUCCCAGGGAGAGCACUUCUGAGGCCUGGAAGGUGAUCCAGAGAGUUGAGAGGCUCGGGGUUCUGCAGGAUUUGUCCACGACUAGUCAGUCGGCGGGAGCUGGCAACAUCCAUUCUGUGCCCGGGCCUCUUACCGCCGCCUUGGACAACCUGAUGCCCGCCACACACUGUUGUGCUACCGAAGACAAGUCACCGCCAACGGAAGCACCUUGGCAAGCUGUAUCAUCGCAAAACCUAUCGAAUGCAGCCCGGCAGACCCAGGUCCACGAGUUCCACGGCGCGAUUCACCGCUUGAUGCCGCCCGGCCAGAUCAUCUACUUCGGCAUGGAUGUAGACAGCUUCAGGCAGGAAGGUAUCACUCGCUAUGUCACAGAUCGCAUCCUAGACGCCGCGCUGGACAUAGUAAGGGUAUUCAGAAAGCGGAACCUUGGUAUCGACUUCGCGUACAUGCCGAAGUCGGCCUCGGCUUUCAAUGUCUUCAACAUCCGUUACGACCUCACCCUCGGCACAGGUACCCUAGCGCAGGCUUUCCUCCCCAGCGACUCACGGAGGACCUGGCAACUGGGUAUCUCUCGCCGCCUGGCUCUCUCUGGUAUUGGCUCGCGCGGCUACCUGGACUACCUGCCCAACAUCCUCGCCCACGAGUUCAUGCACAUCCUAGGCCUGCGCCACUGGAACGCCGGAUUCCACGCGAGCGAGAUGCACGAGCCAUCUGUGCUGUGGCCGAAGACGGUCGAGGGGAACAGAGAGUCUGUGAUGAACACCGGGGUGCACCCAAGUCAGUUGCGUUUCUCGGAUGAGGACUUUCGGGUUAUCCGAGAGAUGUAUUCGACUUUCAACGGAGCUCUGUGUGCCGGUCGGAAGAUUAUUGAUAUCGACCCUUACAAUGGACCUUAUGUGGCAUGA